AUGGAAGGGAUUCGUAGGUUGGCCUUACCGGAAACGGCCGUGAUUGCAGAUAUGCGCGGAUAUGUCCUCGUCGCGCCGCCUUGCGACCCCGAUGAAAACCUUGCUGCGAUGCGCCGAGGACCUAUUCGCACAACCUGCAAUCACAGCUCCAAGACAAUUUCCUUACCGUCUCCAAGGAAGCCAACUUACGAGACCCCUCCACUCGCUUCUUCAAAUGAAAUGAAAGGCAUUCCAACAUAA
Messenger RNA from Protopolystoma xenopodis, 240 nucleotides. The record is from the annotation of a GenBank genome assembly. Lineage: Eukaryota; Metazoa; Platyhelminthes; Monogenea; Polystomatidea; Polystomatidae.